AUGUUUACCAUCCUGGUCGCGUACGAAGAGGAUUGGGAAGCAAAGAAUCCUCUCCGAGCAGCUGCAGCUCGGACUACCAACUGCGCUUCAACAGCCAUCAAACUGGCGCAAGCUGAGUCUGUGUAUCCUGCUCGUCUGUCCCCGACUUUCGUAAAAUCGGUGAAGACGGAACCUGUGCGUGAGAGGAGAAAAGUCGGGUUCACUCCACAAGCCCAGGUUCAAGACCGGGAAGACACAUUCCUAAUACGUACAAUGUUCGUUCAUAGUCGACCGCAAGGCUGUUACUAUCGGUCCAGUUCCGCAUAUCAGCGUGGCAUGUGCACCUGCUCACCUGGCUCUGAGUACAUCGACACGUCCGAAGCGAACCUUCUACCUGCCAACGUCAGCAAUCUCAAAAUCUACCUCACAGAUGAUGAAAACGCGUUCGAUAGCCUACAAUCAAACCCAAGUCUUUACGGUGCAUCCGUUGGCGAUUGCCAAGGUAUUGUUAGUUUACACAGACUCACAGAUGAUAUAUUCAGGUCCAUCCAUGACUACUCAGUGCGUGACGAUAAAACGAAAGACGAUCUGGAGGUACUGACCGAAGGUGCGGAUGGAAUGGUUGUGCUUGUGGAUGAGCACGGGAACCUGCUGGAUGGUUUUCUGUUCGACGGGAGUGUUGAGGGAGAGGAAGAUAGUGGGAACGAAUCUUCCAGUGAGAAGCGCAAAAGGGCUGAUCAAGGAUGCUGGACGUGCCUCAAGGAAUAUCUCCUCUAG
Molecule: messenger RNA, 756 nt
Organism: Ascochyta rabiei
Lineage: Eukaryota; Fungi; Ascomycota; Dothideomycetes; Pleosporales; Didymellaceae
Exons: 1
Coding region: 1-756 (251 amino acids)
Source: RefSeq, a predicted model, not a curated record